Molecule: messenger RNA, 966 nt
Organism: Caenorhabditis remanei
Lineage: Eukaryota; Metazoa; Nematoda; Chromadorea; Rhabditida; Rhabditidae
Exons: 3
Coding region: 1-966 (321 amino acids)
Biological process (GO): lipid catabolic process
Molecular function (GO): lipase activity
Source: RefSeq, a predicted model, not a curated record
AUGCUCUUCUCAACCAUUCUACUUCUAACCAUUCUUGGUCUAACAUCAUCGGCAAUCACUGGUCCACUAUCAACGGAUUUUCAGACUUGGUUGAAGAGUAACGGAUACGGCUCCUAUGACUUUGUCCGUAGCGAUUAUGGAACCAAAGGAAGUUAUGGAGGAUUCACAACAAAAUUCCCAAAAUCCACCAAAACCCCUGUUAUUUUCUUGCACGGAAACUCGGACAGUGCAUUGAAAACCUCUUCAAUGGCAACUGGAUGGGAUAACUCUAUCACUUACUUCACAUCAAAGGGAUACACACAAGCUGAACUAUACGCCACUUCAUGGCAAGAUAACAGUGCAGCAAAAGCCUCAACACGGACUCACAACUGCAAGGAUCUGACACGUCUCCGUAAAUUCUUUGAAGCUGUUCUCGCAUAUACUGGAGCCGCCAAAGUGUCAGUUAUUAGUCACAGUAUGGGAGUUACUCUUGGAAGAAAAGUAGUGAAUGGAGGAACAAUCACCGCGUCUGAUGGAAACUGCGAUUUGGGAGAUUCUAUCCGCGACAAGAUCGAUGUUUUUGUUGGAAUUGCUGGAGCUAACUACGGUCUCUGCAGUUGUGCUGGAACCAUCGGACUCUUUGCUGCUACAUGUAAUAAGAAGAACGGAUUCUGGCCAGGAGAUUCAUGCGGUUCUCAUACCUCGGCGUAUUGUGGAUUGUCAGCCAUUCCGUGUAAUGGAGUGUCUACAUAUUCUAACCUCCUCGAUUCAAUGAACAAUUCAAAUCUAAAAGAUGGAUCAUAUGUGUUCAGUAUGUGGAGUAAAGCCGAUGAUCUAAUUGGAAACAGCGACAUCGUAUGGGGCCGUCCAACUUCUCUCAUCCCAUUGAGCGACGGAAAGAUCAUUUACGAUUCGUUCAGUCAUAUGCAAAGCAAGGAAAACACCGCACCAGAUCAAUAUAAAUUGGUUGUUUCGAAAGCUGUAUGA